GAGCAUCCCGUUGCCGUGACGACCCGGAAAGCGUGCCAAUCGCGCGCUCGCGCAGGGGGGCAGCACCAUCAGCAGCAUCAGCAGCGGCGGCAGCGCGAGCGGCAGCAGCGAUGUAUAGCGGGGCGGCGGGAGCGCGCGCACAGACCGCGGAGAGAGAGAGAGAGCGCGCGCGCUCCGAAUCCACUCAGGCUGUGCCUCCUCGCGCGGCGAGCGGCGCAUCAUCACGGACCGGAUCUCUGCGUCUCCUGUGUUUAUUAUUAUUUUUUUUAAUCCCAAACUCGCGGUUUGUUUUCCGACCCGUUUAGUGGUUUAGACAGAACCCGCGCGCAGAAGUGAGAGAAAUUUUUAGGAGACAGUUUCGGGACGGUUGCAAAGCCACUCGAGCGCUUUUCAUCACCUUUAUUUUGAGCACGCACAUACUUUUUUUUUUUCCUCCCUCCUCUUCUCUUCUCUGUCUUUCUCUUGGAUCUAUCCCCGCGUGUUGUGAGCCGUGAUGUCGGUGCGGAGGAGCGCGUGCUGCUGGUGCCACUUGCACGCGACCCUGUUCCGACUGCUGUGUGUUCUUCUGCCCGCAGGCUUUCCCGCACGCAGCGUGGACGUUCAGCGCGCGACGGACAACAUCACCGUGCGCCAGGGAGACACAGCCGUCAUCAGGUGUUAUGUAGAUGACAAGGUGUCCAAAGUGGCCUGGCUUAACCGCUCCAACAUCAUCUUCGCCAGCGAGGACAAGUGGUCCCUGGACCCUCGUGUGGACCUUGUGACAAAGGGUCAGCUUGAGUACAGCCUGCGCAUUCAGAAGGUGGAUGUAUAUGAUGAAGGGCCCUAUACCUGCUCGAUCCAGACCAAGCAGCAGUCCAAGACCUCCCAGGUUUACCUUAUUGUACAAGUUCCUGCCUACAUUUACAGAGUGUCGGAGGACGUCACGGUGAACGAAGGCAGUAACGUCACCCUAAGCUGUCUUGCUAAUGGUCGGCCCGAUCCGUCCAUCACCUGGAGGCUGCUCAAUCCAUCAGCUGAGACCCUGGACGUGGGCGAGUAUCUGGAAAUUUCCGGCAUCAUGCGCACUCAGGCCGGCCGCUACGAGUGCAAGGCUAGCAACGACGUCGCUACACCCGACGUCAAGUACGUCAACGUGGUCGUCAACUAUCCGCCUUUUAUUAAAGGGUCUAGGAGCUCGGAGACACAGGUGGGACGCCAGGGAGUUCUGCAGUGCGACGCCACCGCAGUGCCCAAACCAGAGUUUGAGUGGUACCGAGACGACAAGAGGCUGUCGAACAUGCAGGGGAUUAGUAUUCACAUUGUUGGCUCUCGCACUGAGCUCACUGUGGCCAACGUCACGGAGGACGAUUAUGGAAACUACACCUGCGUGGCCACCAACCGGCUGGGCAUACACAACGCUAGUGUGUUUCUCUACAGACCUGGAACUGGGAGGGACAUCAAUGGCUCCGCCUCCGUGUGUCAGUCAGUGUGGCUCCUCCUCCUGCCCUUCUUCCUGCCUCUACUCAAGUGUUAAUGCUCAGCGCUGCACUCCUUCACCACCACGCUCCUUAUCCUUCUCUUCUUCAUUCCUCCUCUCGCUCUAACUCUCGCCUUUUCCUCUCUUCGUCAGACUGUUUGCAUUUCCAUUCAGCAUAAACCGUGCCUCCUUGCACGCAAAACUAGGUACACUUCCAAUUACAAAAGUUGAACAGAACGGGCUAGUCUUGUGUUUUAGUGUUGAAAUAAAAAAAAAAGAAGAUUACCAGACCUGAAAGGAAGCAGCAAGAUGCUCUUUCUAUGAUAAAUUGUUAUUAUUUACUCGUUUUUCGUUUGGCUUGUUUUGUCACAAAUCUAGCAAGAGCUAUAUAACGCUAACUUCAGUGAAAUCAACCAAUUCAGAAAAGUAACACAGAUUUUAAUCAAUUUAUCCAAAAUUCCCUUCAGUAUGUGUUGAAUGUGUACCGUGAAUGUCUAGCAUUAGAAAAAGGAAAUGAAGCUACACCUAGGCAACUUAGCAACUAGCGCUUAGCAUCAUUGUCUGGAAAGUAGCCAGUCAGUAAUUUUUUGAACCUUUUCAAUCCUUGCUAAAUCCUAUAAGAAGCAUCUGAACUUCUCCUGAACCUUAUUAGCAUCUCAUUCAGUUUGGGCUAACUAGCUAGCAGAUAUGUAUACGUAAUGCCUGACUCUAGCGCUGAAAGGUAAAUUGUAAGCUAACAGUGAAACUUGUGACAAAAAUCUAAUGAACCAGUCAGGAAUCUUUGCAUACAACAAGCCAGCGAAAAAGCUUUCAAAUAAACAAAAUAAAUAACAGUAAAUGUAGUGAUACCUCACUUCCUGUUAGCAAACUCCAAGCUAGUGAAGGAGCUUAGCUAGCUGCUGUGUAAUUGAAGCGCUUGAGUUUGAAAUGAAUUAAUGGAUUCGGUUUGUGAGAGCGAUACAUUCUCACGAUUGCAAAUUCCUGAAUUCCCGAAUUCUCGUGAGGCAACUGUGAAAAAUGAAAUGUUAUAGAAGAAACAGUCAAGAUUAGCGGUUAGCAAGCCAGGGGACUGAGGUAUCUUUUCAUAGAAAAAGGCUCUUGCUAGAAUUCCCACAGGUAAGAGUUUUCAUUAAAAGGGAAUCUCUUGUUGCACUACUUAAACAACAGAAUUACAAAAUGAGGGCGUGUGCCGAGAGAUGAGUAUUGUUAUUAUUAGUAUUAUUAUUAUUAUUAUUGUUAUUAUUUUGGUUGUUGUUUUACUCCACAAGUUUUGACAUGUUGGGCGUCACUUUAACGAAAUCUCAUCGUCCUGAUCACCAUUUUAACCGUUUUUCUGGGGGACAAAAACGUUCCGUCACCUUCCAGUGUCCAUUUGUGGAAAAUGUACCAUACUGCUAAUCUGUGUGUGACUUUUUUGGACUGAAAUGUACGACACCAAUGAAUGCUCUGCUUAUUAUUAUUAUUAUUGUUAUUAUUAUUAUUAUUAUUAUUUUAUUCUCUUAAAAUAAUUCUCCUUUCUUUUAUGAAUUUUUCGAAUGGAAGCUAACAAAGCUGACGUUUUUCUUUUUUUUUCAAGAUUUCAAUUAACGUUGUAUAUAUGUACUUGAAUCCAUUGUCCUUAUAUAUAUAUAUAUAAAUAUAUUAUAAAAAAAAUAAUAUUAAUAUAUUACGUCCAUGUUUCUUAAUAGGCUAGUGGAUUUGUCGAGGAUUAACUUGUAGCGUUGCAUCUCGGUGCACCCUGUAAGUAAAACCAAUUAGGAGACAAAAAGAUUUUAAAUAUUGAAAAACGCGUUACUGUAACCUCUCGGAUGAAAGUUAGAGCAACUGUACCUUUGCGCCGAUCUUCAUAUUUUUUGUUUUUAUAUAGAAAGUAAUUAUGAUUCCAGUACAAAAAUGAGAAAAGCUAUGCGCUUGUUGCCAAAAAAACAAAAAACAAAAAUAAGAAGCUGUACUGUUUAAGAUGAAUUAUAACGUUUGUAAUUCUUUAUAAUUUCACUUGCUACGUUUAUGUUAACUAGGCGACGUUUUGCAUUUUGUUUAAAUACGACAUAAUUUAAUGUUUCUUCGUCAUAUUCGUCCACCUUGUAGAUUCAUUUAAAAAUCUUCGUAAAGUUACGAAGGAUGCUCGAUUUUUUUCCUUGAGUUAUGUUGUUCUGGUGUGCUUACACUGCGAGCCCCGCCCACAUUGUAAUUGACAGCACCAUCAGCCAAUGAGCUGGGGCGAUGCCUUGUUAAAUCUACAAACAUGUCUCUGUUCCAAAUGCUAGAAUUCAUGGCUAGUUAGCGAAAUGACCCAGAAUUUAACUAAAUUUAGCUAUAGCUGUAUUUAGUGGUUGUAUUUGUUUAGUUUCCCAUUUUGGCAAGCAUUUAGGUGGUAGAUCUCUCGCUCUCUCUAACUCAUGAGUUAUUAAGCUAACAGGCGAUUAGCUAGCUACUACUAUUAACAUGUUCGAACAGUUCUAGCAUUUGGGAUACAGCCAUAGAACUGUGUGUGUGAUUAAACUUCUUCACAGUUUAGAGUAGGCAAAGCUAAUCAUGAAGGGCUAGCGAUUCCCUUUAGGCUAAAUUUUUCCCUCUCGCAAAAUAUUCAAAGGAUUGCUUUAUCCAAAUAACUCCACAUAAUUCCGCAGUAAAUGUCCUCCUACUCUAAAAUGUGAUUGUUUUGCGUCCCACCUGUUGAAUGCUGAUGUGUAAACGUGUGUCUAUAUGUUUGAGUUUUACGUGAAUGCACUUACACAAGCUACCAGGUCUAGCUAGCAAACAGCUGCCUCAUGUGUUAGCCUUUCACACCCACAUAACUUUGUUUUCCUGUAAAUUUUUUUGUUUCUUUGCAUAUGUAUCUGUGAAUUUUACACCCUCAUUUCAUCGCGGCCAACAUUUUGUAACAGCUUUGUUUUGUUCUAAGGUUACUGCAAUCAAUUUCUUAAAAAUCGUACGUACUGUAAAGUACCGAUGAAACGUUCAGAAGCGAAAUAAAGUCAUUUGAAUUUGACAUGGUGCGAUUAAACUGGUGACUUUUCCUUUU
Pangasianodon hypophthalmus (striped catfish) is the source of this 4481-nucleotide messenger RNA. RefSeq names its product limbic system associated membrane protein (gene lsamp). Bases 494 to 1513 code for a protein of 339 amino acids. NCBI's taxonomy places the organism in Eukaryota, Metazoa, Chordata, Actinopteri, Siluriformes, Pangasiidae. Gene Ontology annotation, cellular component: neuron projection. The transcript has 7 exons. The record is from RefSeq and is a predicted model, not a curated record.